AGUUAUAAUAACAUUAUUUAAAGUUUUUCUACGUGUGCUAAGUGUUGUUUUUUUCCUGUAGUAUAUACUGGUCACAUCUGAGUGAACAGUUGUUAUUUUAUUUAUGUUUCAUUCUAUAAAGGAACAUUCAGACCGUGAUAGCUUGAAUGACUUUUUCUAGAUUUCUUUAAAACUAUAUGGAAACACUGUGAAAAAUAUAUCAUAAACAUGGCAACAAAUUUUAACCAUGACGACCAGGAUGGAGGAGAAAAUAUUCAGCCUCAUUUGGGAUCAUUUCAGUAUAAAGAACCAUCAUCACUUGAACAAAUUAAUCCCGGUUUUGUAAGCGCCGACCAUGACAACAAAGAAUAUAACAAUCAAACUUCUCCAACAUUAAACAACACAGGACAACUUUCUACGGAUAAUCAUAAUUCACGGGUUAAUUCAACAGAAAAUGGCGAUGUUUCAGACACUGCGUCAUAUCCGGUUAUGUACAGUACUGGUGGUCACAGCAGUGUAGUACAAGAACAAGUGGUUAUAAAGAAACUAGACGGAUCAAAAGUCAUACAAACAGAACAAUGUUGUGAUUAUGCACAAAGUUAUAAAAAGAAACAGAAACCCUUACGUAAAGAACGGAUACUACGAUUGAAAAUUUUAAGUAUUAUUGCUAUAAUUAUAUACUUUCCACUAGGAAUUCCAGCUGCAUACUUUGCUUUUAAUAUAAAGAAAGAAUUCGAUGCAGGUAUAGUGCGUGGCAAUAUAGACAAGGCACAGAAGUACGCUGGACGUUCAGAAAAGCUAGUUAUUUUUGCCAUUAUUUUUGCAGUUUUGACAGCUGUGUUGGUAUUUGCUCUAGUUGAUAGAUUGAGCGGCAAUAACGAUGGUUAUGUACCCACACAUCGCAUUUUACCGGGUCGGUAAUACUGGUUUUCUGAUUUAGUUUUUAUCAAAAGUUCAACACCAAUACUCUAUAUUUGAUAUGAUAUAGUUCAGUCAAUUAGUUACUCAUAAGAUGAGGGAAUGGGUUUUCAAAAACUAGUUAUAAUAUGCUGGUUUUUUUCAUAUAUUGUUGACGUAUUACAAACAUGAUCAAUAUGUUUCCACAAUAUCUUUUUACAAAUUUGAUCAAGGAAAACGUAUCUUUUAUUUCCAAGCUCAAUUUCUAUCUCAACCAAAUAAUUUUUUUUUCAAAGUUAGAUAGUAAUUCUUUGUUAUCAAAAAUAUUCUAACCAAAAUGCAUUGAACAUUUUUAUAAAUGUCUGAAAAAUUUAAAGCAAAAAUCAAAUAAACUUUAGUUGUAGUUAUUUCAGGCAUUUCCAGAGAAAUAUCUAUGCAUUAGUUUACCGUAUUAUAUUAUUGUUUCAUCAAAUUUUUAUCUAUGUAUUCUAUUGACAAUCAUUGUCUCUAAAUAGCGAUUCAUAUUUAAUAUUAUCACUUCGUAUAUUUGUAUAUAUUCAAAUGAUAU
Molecule: messenger RNA, 1444 nt
Organism: Mytilus trossulus (common blue mussel)
Lineage: Eukaryota; Metazoa; Mollusca; Bivalvia; Mytilida; Mytilidae
Exons: 2
Coding region: 208-900 (230 amino acids)
Cellular component (GO): membrane
Source: RefSeq, a predicted model, not a curated record